AUGUACGCUGGUAGAUACGCUGGCUCUAGAUACGCUGGCUCUGGCUCUGGCACAGUCACCCCGUUAUCGUCUGGCACUGGCACUGGCACUGGCAAAUGGCACUGGCAAUGGCAAAUAGCACUGGCAAUGGCAAAUAGCACUGGCAAUGGCAAAUGGCACUGGCAAUGGCAAAUGGCACUGGCAAUGGCAAAUGGCACUGGCAAUGGCAAAUGGCACUGGCAAUAG
Penicillium vulpinum is the source of this 225-nucleotide messenger RNA. RefSeq lists its product as uncharacterized. The record is from RefSeq and is a predicted model, not a curated record. The transcript has a single exon. The coding region runs from base 1 to 225 and encodes 74 amino acids. Lineage: Eukaryota; Fungi; Ascomycota; Eurotiomycetes; Eurotiales; Aspergillaceae.